AUGAAGCACCUAUUUCUUGUAUUUCUUUUCGCCUUCACCCAAAACGGAUACAGUCAAACAACGCGUAACUGUUAUACCUGUGCCAGUACAGAUUUGAGAAACAAAUGGUAUCUAACUGGAUUGGCACCGGUCCCGGAUACCUAUUUCGCUGGAAGCUGCGCCAAUCGAGCAACCACUAUGAACAGAGAAUCUUGUUCUGGACCAUGUAUGACGAUGGUUUUUGAAAAUCCUGAUGAAAUCGGAUCUACUCAAGCUCCAACCACCUAUGUUGUCCGUGGUUGUCAUCGGACUCUAACCAAUGUCGUAACCGACAGAAUAACUAAUAACGGAGAUUUUUGUGAGCUCGACACUACCUACCGGAUGGCUGAUCGAAGAGGAAAUGUUGUGAAUGUUCGAAUGAUGACUAUGUUAUGUGGAGACCAAGAUUUGUGUAAUGAUAACGAAUUCAUUCAAGCAGACUUUAUGGUUGGAGUGUCCUGUGCCAAUCAGACUAACAACAACUUGUUAAACAAUGCUCCUCUCAACUGCUACGACUGCACACCUACUGAAGGAGAUAACUGUCACGAGUCGAAAUGUACGAAAAAGUACUGUAUGAAACAACAAGUGAAACUCGAUGGUGGAUUCCAGCUGACAAAAACAUGCACCAACGUGAACGUUCUUGGAUUGGACAACGCCUGUCAGACAUUUGACGUCCUCACAAAUCCAGGAGGAGUCGCAGUUAAGAGUCAGUACACUCAAUGUUAUUGUAAAGACAAGCAGUUCUGUAAUUCUGGAAUCUCAUAUUCUGUCAUUCUCUCUUCUUUCUUGACCAUAUUCUUCCGGUCUCUCUUUUUGUAA
This is a messenger RNA of Caenorhabditis briggsae, 837 nucleotides long. The record is from RefSeq and is a predicted model, not a curated record. Bases 1 to 837 code for a protein of 278 amino acids. The transcript has 3 exons. Lineage: Eukaryota; Metazoa; Nematoda; Chromadorea; Rhabditida; Rhabditidae.